AGUGCGCCAGGCUCAUGUCACGUGUCAGUGUGUCAUGGCGGCGUCCAGUGGAAGCACGGUGGUGACCCCCGGGGUCGGGACUCCGUCUGCUCACGGGGACGGCACGCUGCAGUACAGUCUGAUAUUGGAGCACCUGGUUGGGGAGAAGAAGAGGCCGAAGGAUGUGAUUCCUGGGGGGCUCGGGGGGAUCCCUACACCCCUAAAAUCCGAGGAGCAGAAGAUGAUGGAGCGGGUGAUGGAGAGCUGUGGCUUCAAGGCGGCCCUGGCCUGUGUGGGGGGUUUUGUCCUAGGUGGAGCCUUCGGGGUUUUUACUGCUGGAAUUGAUACCAAUGUCGGCUUUGAUCCUAAGGAUCCAUUCCGCACUCCGACUGCAAAAGAAGUGCUAAAGGAUAUGGGCCAGAGAGGAAUGUCCUACGCCAAAAACUUUGCCAUUGUUGGUGCCAUGUUCUCCUGUACAGAGUGUUUAGUGGAAUCAUAUAGAGGAAAGUCAGAUUGGAAGAACAGUGUAGCCAGCGGAUGUAUUACAGGGGGCGCGAUUGGGUUCAGAGCUGGUCUCAAAGCUGGAGUUAUCGGCUGUGGAGGAUUCGCUGCCUUUUCUGCCGUCAUAGACUAUUACCUGCGGUAGAAGCUCUCUGCAGCCAGGUGGCGCUAUGUCACCACGGACAUCAUUAUCUUAUGGCGCAGGGGAUCCAGGACGUCUGCGCUUCUCUGAUAAACUCUUCUGAUUUUCUACUUAAAGGGAUACUACUGCCCUAAGACAUCUUAUCCCCUAUCCAAAGGAUCGGGGAUAAGAUGUCUGAUCUUGGGG
This is a messenger RNA of Hyla sarda, 808 nucleotides long. It is a transcript of the gene TIMM22, whose product is annotated as translocase of inner mitochondrial membrane 22. Lineage: Eukaryota; Metazoa; Chordata; Amphibia; Anura; Hylidae. The record is from RefSeq and is a predicted model, not a curated record. Bases 35 to 625 code for a protein of 196 amino acids. Gene Ontology annotation, biological process: protein insertion into mitochondrial inner membrane. Gene Ontology annotation, cellular component: TIM22 mitochondrial import inner membrane insertion complex. The transcript is spliced from 4 exons. Gene Ontology annotation, molecular function: transmembrane protein transporter activity.